Molecule: messenger RNA, 5031 nt
Organism: Crotalus tigris (Tiger rattlesnake)
Lineage: Eukaryota; Metazoa; Chordata; Lepidosauria; Squamata; Viperidae
Gene: PLEKHG5
Product: pleckstrin homology and RhoGEF domain containing G5
Exons: 22
Coding region: 1466-4822 (1118 amino acids)
Biological process (GO): Rho protein signal transduction; endothelial cell migration
Cellular component (GO): axon; plasma membrane; endocytic vesicle
Molecular function (GO): guanyl-nucleotide exchange factor activity
Source: RefSeq, a predicted model, not a curated record
AAGGGAAAAUUUUUUUUUUUACAAAAACAAACACCCCCCUCCAGAUGUUAAAAAAGUACAUUAAAUUCUUGCACCCCAAAAGAAAGAAGUAACCCCACUUUGCCACUCUCAGGACGAGGAGUGCCUGAGUGUGAAUUUCAGCAAAGUGGUGCGCCUUGUCAUUUUAGCAGGAUUUGCACUUUUUUCCAAACACACACACACGCCAGUGCGGUCUGCAGCUAAAUUCUACUUGUUAAGGAAGCCACGAGGUUGUGGGUUGCUUUGCGGUGCCCAGAACAAUAGAGCCAGGCUGCGUGUUUAUUUAAUCUAUAAUCCUUUUUAUUCUCUCCAUCAUCGGAAAAAGGAUUAUAUCCAGUGGCCGACUGUCUGCCCGAAGGAAAGAAAAACAAAAAUUAAGCAGAAACAGCAAAAUGAGGGUUGAAAAUAAGCCAGAACUGGAGGAAUUAAUCCCAUCAAAGCAUUCCUGGCCUGGAGAGGCUGCAGAAUGCUCCGCCCUCCUCUUGGUCAGGUGACCCCAGCUUCAUUCCUUGGGGGGGGGGAACCUCCUGGACACCCCUAUCGUGUCUUCUGGGGAUUGACCCAAAAUCAACCAGCCGGCUUUCGUGCCUGAGACAGAACUAGAACUCACAGCCUCCCGGGGAUUGGCCCAAAGUCACCCAGCUGGCUUUCGUGCCUAAGGUGGGAUUAGAACUCACCGUCUCCUGGAGAUUGGCCCAAAGUCACCUAGCCGCCUUUACUGUCUAAGACAGAACUAGAACUCCCUGUCUCCUGGUGAUUGGCCCAAAGCUACUCAGCUGGAUUUCGUGCCUGAGGUGGAACUAGAAUCCCCGACAACUCAUGUAGCCAUGGGAAUUCUCCCUGCGGCGGUCGUUAAGUCGAGGACUGCCCCUUCUCAGGCUUGCCCAUCGUUCUGAAGUGUCUAGUCCGAUGCUGGCUCGAUCCGUCUACUUCUCGUAGGUCUUUUGCACGCUCAUGCAGCCAGCCUUCGGAGGGCUUGUGUCGCAAGCUCCCAUCGAACCAACAUGGCUUGCCCUCGCCUCCCCAGGGAUGGGGAGGCGGGGGGCAGCCAGGCCUGCCUUCCCCACCCGGUCCUCUCCCUAACCCACCCGCCCGUCCUCCGUCUGUCUGUCUAGUCUUGGGCUGGAGAUUCUUUUCAUGACGGACGGACGGUAAAAUCCGUCCGAGGUCCGUAGGAGGAAGAGAGAAAAAGGGUCUUUUGUCCAGACAAGAGUUGGAGAACAUUGCUGGAUUUCUCUUCGCCAGCCCGACUCAGUUCCCAGAAACACCGGCUUUGCAGGGGCUGAAUGGGCUUCUUGUCCCCCCCCCCCAAAACCAGCUCUUUUGGGGGGGGUUCAGUUUGGGGGGUGACCCACCUAAGGAGUUGCCAAGAAAGCCGCUUCUGACGAUCGCGAAGGAGGAAAGGAACUCGGGGUAACUCCGGAGCCUCUUUUCCUGCUGUUCCGAGAUGUUUCUCUACUGGAAAAAGAGGGGGGCCUAUGAACUGGAGGUGCUGCCCCCCGAUUUGAUGGACCUGGAGGCGAGCAUGGCGGGGCGCUUCUCCUGGACUUCCACGCUCAACAUUGCCCAGGAUCUGGAGGAUGAGCCAGCCGUAGCAGAGGAGACCGUCCCCCUGUGCCAAAAUCCCAGCUGUGCUGAGAACAGGAGAGCUGUCAAGGUCUGUCACCACGCCAAAUGUGAACAAGUCAAUCACCACAGCCCCCUGCACUUGUGCGAGGCGUGCGACGGGCAGAUCCACGGGGCGAUGCACUUUGACCGACAUAUUCGCUUCGACCUUCCACCUCCAGGGUCUAUCCUGGCGCGCAACGUCUCCACCCGGUCCUGCCCGCCACGCACGAGCCCGGCCUCUGAUGUGGAAGAGGAGGCCGAACCGCUGAUCGAUGGGAAAGGAGAAAAACGAAAUUUAGCUCGAAAGCCCAAGAAAGGAACAAGGAGACAUACGGACGAUCCUAGCAGGGAAUAUUUCACUCUGAAAUUUGAUUUGAACGUGGACGUUGAAACGGAGAUCGCCCCAGCCAUGAAGAAGAAAUCUUUAGGGGAGGUCCUGCUUCCGGUCUUUGAGCGGAAAGGCAUCGAUCUGUCAAAAGUGGACAUUUAUCUGGACCAGUCAAACACCCCGCUGUCACUCAACUUUGAAGCCUAUCGCUUCGGAGGGCAUUACCUGCGCGUGAAAGCCAAACCGGGAAACGAUCUGAAGGUCGAAGAGGCGGUGAAGGACAGCAAAUCCUUGAGUUUGCCUAUCCUGCGCCCGGCGGGCAUCAGCCCCUCUUUCCUCGCCACCCCAUCUUUGGAUCGACUGGAGCAAAUUUCCCUUCGCCGGGAGAGUACUGAUGCCGUACAGGGACCUGGACGGCAAAGGAAGAACAUGAAUGAAUUUCUGGGCGAUGUGAGGAUCCAAAAUCCGGACCUUUUGCCCCCGGCGGUCUCUUCCCCAGUCCCCAACGGGCCGGACACGCGGAAGAACCGAGGGGCCAGCCGCUUCAGCGGCUUCUUCGGGUCCGGCAACAGCGGCAGCUCGUUUUCCAGGGAGCUGGACAAGAUGGAGCAGCUGGAGAGCAAGCUGCAGUCCUUCGGCCUCUUCGGCCUGCCCCGCCUGCCCAACCAGCUGCGCUUCGACCAGGAUUCCUGGGAGGAUGGAGAACAGGAGCAGGAGGAGGAGGAGGAGGAGCAGGGCGGCCUCCGGAUGGAGGAGAGCUGGCAGCAGAUCAUCCCAGGGACCGAGACUUUGACGCGACGCCAGUGCCACCAGCAGGAAGCCAUUUGGGAGCUGCUCCACACCGAAGCCUCCUACAUCAAGAGACUGAAAGUCAUCACGGAUCUCUUCCUCUGCUGUCUUCUAAAUUUGCAGGAUUCGGGUCUCUUGUGCGAGGUGGACGCCGAGAGGGUCUUCAGCAACAUCCAAGAGAUUGUCCGGGUCCAUCGCAAACUCUGGAGGACCGUCAUGGCCCCCAUUUUGGAGAAGGCCCGGAGGAGCCGAAACUUGCUGGACCCCACCGAUUUGUCCGAAGGCUUUAUGAUGUUCGGCUCCCACUUCCAGCCGUACGUCCGUUACUGUAUGGAAGAGGAAGCUUGCAUGGAAUACAUGCGCAAUUUGCUGCGACAAAACGAACUCUUCCGGCUUUACGUGACGUGGGCCGAGAAACACAAGCAGUGCAACCGGCUCAAGCUGAGCGACAUGCUGGUGAAGCCGCACCAGCGCCUGACCAAGUACCCUCUGCUCCUGAAGUCCAUCCUGAAGAAGACCGAGGACCCCAAGGACCGAGAAGCCAUCAUCGGCAUGAUCAACGCGGUGGAAUUGUUCAUCAACCACGUCAACUCGCGCAUGCGGCAGCACCAGGAGCAGCAGCGCCUGGCGACCACCGUGAACCGCAUCGAGGCCUACGAGGUGGUGGAAGGCAGCACCGACGAAGUAGACAAGAUCCUGAAGGAGUUUCAGCGCCUGGAUCUGAUGGCCCCGAUCCCCGGGACGUCCCGGGAGGAGACGCGGCGGCUGCUGCUGGAGGGCGCCCUGAAGAUGAGGGAAGGCCGAGACAGCAAGAUGGACGUCUACUGCUUCCUCUUCACCGACCUCUUCCUCAUCACCAAGCCGGCCAAGAAGGGUGAGCGCACCCGGGUUGUCCGCCAGCCCCUCCUGAUCGACAAGGUGGUGUGUCGGGCGCUCAGGGAUCCAGGGUCUUUCCUGCUGAUCUACCUGAACGAGUUUCGCAGCGCCGUGUGUGCCUACACGUUUCAGACCAGCGGGCAGUCGCUCUGCCGGAGCUGGGUCGAGGCUGUCUGUAACGCUCAGAAUAAGCUGCAGCAGCUGCGUCUUCAAGAGUUCCAACGCAAGCAGCAGCUUCCCCAGGUCGAGGAAGCCAAGGCGGAAGAGGAAGAGGAGGAGGAAGAAGACAACAGGGACUCUUCGGAAGCCAGCUCCCCUCCCACCCUCCGGAAAAGCACCAGCAGCCUGGAUUCCCAGCAGCGCCUCUCCAACAGCUCCACUGAGACCAUCUCCAUGAUCGCGGCUGAGACCGGCGAGGGAUACCUUUCCCCUUCCUUCGACGGGAGCCAGUUCCUCCCCCCAGCGGAGGAAUUGAGCAUCAGCCCCCUCCCCAAUUCCGCCACAUGCUCCUUAGAGACAGGAGAUCCACUCACUGACACCUCCAGACCCUUGUCGAAACCGGAACCCAGCCCCUGCAGCUGCUCAUCGUUCGACAGCGCCUAUGGGACUCUCUCACUUGGCUCGCUACACGAACUGGUGGAGCCGUCGCUGCCGCAGGGUGGUACGGUGGCUGCUGAGGAGGAAGAGGAGGAUGUCACCAAGCCUGGCUCCCCCAAGUUGCGUCGGCAAAUCCCCGUCCAGCUCCUGCCUGCCAAGACCAAGGUGCUGAAAUCCAAAUCCGAAGCCAAUCUCGUGCAGGUUCUAUCGCCCUCACUGUUUCUCGUCCAGAGUCAAAGUUUGUCCGAACUUUCUCCUGCGGUAAUGCUGUCCGGGGGUCCUCCAACGCAGGAGCCCCAAGGCCAGCCUCUGUGCAGGGUCUUUAGCAGCAGCAGCAAUAACAGCAGCGCUUCCGAGUUCUCCGAAGCGGAGGAGACGUCCUUGCUGGGAAUCUGCAUCUCUUCGGAGCUGGCAGCUGCUGUCCCGAACGGACCCCCAUCACCGUGCUGGCUGGACGAGAAGAAUCUGAGCGAGGAGCUGUCGGCGGAGCAACAGGCUUUUUUGGACCCACCGGCGAUUCAGCACCGGAAGUUGACUUUGGGCCAGCUGUAUCGCCUCCACACAACACUGCUGCUCAACUCCACGCUUACAGCCUCGGAGGUAUGAGAAGCGUCAGAAGAAGAGAACCGAGCGCGAGACAGAGUCCCACCCCUCCGUGGGCAUCAGGACCACUCAGCCGCCCCGAGGGGGUGGGCACAAGGACAGGGCACAGCAUCCCAACCGGGUGCCAAUUCUGUGUAUGUGCGUGCACCCGAUCGAUGUGUUUGUGGCGGCUGUGUGCACCCUUGGCCCGAGGACAUGAGAGACCAAGGGAA